This is a messenger RNA of Emys orbicularis (European pond turtle), 1142 nucleotides long. It is a transcript of the gene RALB, whose product is annotated as RAS like proto-oncogene B. Gene Ontology annotation, cellular component: plasma membrane. The coding region runs from base 172 to 792 and encodes 206 amino acids. The record is from RefSeq and is a predicted model, not a curated record. Gene Ontology annotation, molecular function: GTPase activity; GDP binding; GTP binding. Gene Ontology annotation, biological process: Ras protein signal transduction. The transcript is spliced from 5 exons. Lineage: Eukaryota; Metazoa; Chordata; Testudines; Emydidae.
GUCCAGCCGCAGUCACUGUGAACUGGCCUGGAACGCUGUAGCUGAUUGUGUGGGGCUGCUUUUGCCACUGCCUGCCUGCUUCAUGCGUGCUCUCUAAGAAAUAGCAGCUAGAAGACUAACAGCCCUUCUGAGCACACUGUUGGCACUUGACAACUGUAGAUAACCAAGACGAUGGCUGCCAGCAAGAACAAGAACCAGAGUUCUAUGGCCCUGCACAAAGUAAUCAUGGUUGGCAGUGGAGGUGUGGGCAAAUCAGCACUUACACUUCAGUUCAUGUAUGAUGAGUUUGUAGAAGACUAUGAACCUACGAAGGCUGACAGUUAUAGAAAGAAAGUAGUUCUGGAUGGGGAUGAAUUCCAGAUAGACAUUCUGGAUACAGCGGGACAGGAGGAUUAUGCAGCUAUUCGAGACAACUACUUCCGCAGUGGGGAGGGGUUUCUCCUUGUCUUCUCAAUAACCGAAUAUGAAUCCUUUACAGCAACAGCAGAGUUAAGGGAACAGAUCCUGCGUGUGAAGGCUGAAGAGGACAAAAUCCCUUUGCUUGUGGUGGGAAAUAAAUCUGAUCUGGAGGAGCGGAGGCAGGUGCCUGUAGAGGAGGCCAGAAGUAAAGCAGAGGAGUGGGGUGUGCAGUAUGUAGAAACUUCUGCCAAAACUAGAGCAAAUGUAGAUAAGGUAUUCUUUGAUCUAAUGAGGGAAAUCAGAGCAAAGAAAAUGUCAGAAAACAAAGACAAGAAUGGGAAGAAAAGUGGCAAGAACAAGAAAAGUUUUAAAGAAAGAUGUUGUUUACUGUGAUCCUUAGGACCUGUAAAUAUCUACAGAUGGAAUGAAUAAGACUUACUACUAAGGAUAUAGGGCUGGAUUCAUGAAAGGAAAUUUGUAUUGAUUCCCUUAUGAUAUUUGUAUUCACUUAUCGCCUUUUUAAAAUGAAAAAAUGUAAUUUGUGAACCAUUAGUCAACCGAAAUAUGAGCCCAUGUACACUGAAAUGGACUCACCUUGCCAGCAACUUUCAAAGCUAGAAUUUUACCAGCAAAUAUGGUUCUUUGGGCAUUUUAUUUCUGUCUGAUUGCAGGAAAUAAUCUCAUGUCAAUUUCAAAGUAGUGGCUUCUUGCUGUCUUCUCAAAUCUGAUCUCCCCCACCCACC